Molecule: messenger RNA, 1761 nt
Organism: Dermacentor silvarum
Lineage: Eukaryota; Metazoa; Arthropoda; Arachnida; Ixodida; Ixodidae
Product: progranulin-like
Exons: 2
Coding region: 45-818 (257 amino acids)
Cellular component (GO): extracellular region
Source: RefSeq, a predicted model, not a curated record
GUGGGAGGAACAGCUAGGCUUUCAGUUUCAUCUUUUGCAAUCGAAUGGGAAUGCCAACCGCAAUCUACAUCCUUGCACUCCUCGCGGGGCUUGUCGCCAGCCAAAAGACCUGCCCAGAUGGAUCACUGUGCAACACCGGAGACACGUGCUGCAAGCUGAGAAGCGGCAAGUACAGCUGCUGCCCCCUUCCCAACGCUGUCUGCUGCGACGACCAGGAGCACUGCUGUCCCUCCCGUUACCGCUGCGACAACGAGACGGACGCCUGCAAGCCGGCCAGUGCACGAACGGCUCACGUCGAAGCCCUCGUGUUGCAGACGCUCGAAAACACUGACAGGCAACAACAAAACGACUACGUCCCGUGCGGUCUACCGGACGACGCAGUCUGUCCCGCCAGCCACACGUGCUGCACGACGACGUCGAAGUCGAAAGCCACCAACCACAGCUGCUGCCCCUCCCGGAACGCCGUGUGCUGCGCUGAUGGGAAACACUGCUGUCCCGCACGGACCACGUGCCAGCCAGCGUCUGGACGGUGCAGCUACGACGACGCUGACGCGCCGGGAACUGGGCUUCCGGCGAAACCGUACGACAAGAUGCGGACGACGACGGCAGUGAAGGCCAUCCCGACUGAAUGUAAAGGCGGAUUCUGUGCCACAAGCUCUUCGCGGAACACUGUUGGCCGCUGUCCGCCGGACUAUUACCAGUGCUCAAACCCUGUCUACUGCUGUCCUGUCAACCUCCUCUGCACGUUCACGGGCGCCUGCGUGCCGAUGCCGUUCUUUGUGCCAAAGAUUGACGCGGCGCGCCAUUACGAGAACUGAUCUUGUUAACUCCAGCGCCCAGGCAGCCAUGUAGUACAUAUGCGUAUGCUGCGAGUCGCAAUUAAAGCGUGGCCUGUGGCUGCUUUCUGGUAAAGAACGCCGCGAGUCGUGACGACAACGCCAUGCUAAGGACCAUACAUCGUUUACUAUUUCGUUUGUAGCUGCUGUGACAAUUAGGAAAUUACAUAGGCGCAUGAGCAUAUAGACAAGAAAACAAAAAUACGAAGAAACAUUUAGAGUAUUGGUGGGGAAAAAAAGCGAGAGAAAUUGAUAGGACCGGAUCAGUUACAGGCAUAGGUAAGUGUUCAAGGUAGAUAUAGAUGUUAUAGAUGUUUUUGAACACGAGAGAUAAGACUAUGGAGGCAUAGACAAAAUGCUAGACUUAUCUAGAGAUUACUUGAUUAGCUCAAGCAGGCUAGGGGACUAUUUGUCGCCGCCCCGUUUCGAAGGUGAUACCAAUAAAUCAUCAUCAUUGAGUCGAAGCGGAGUGCUGAAUGGAGGUAUGUUCCAGAAUACGAGGGUAAGUUGUGACAUUGAAAUAUUACACAAGCAACAAAGGCACUGGAACGAUUUUAUUUUUCGCGAACUAUAUACUAGACACUUUGGAGCGGCCGGUGUGCGUGCAUGCAGGCGUACAAAGAUCGUGAAGUGCGGGUUUUGUCGCACGGUCGUACGACUGUAUGCUGCUUACAGGUUGGACUAUUUUGAAGUUUUGCUGCGUUUCUUCUACGCCCAACACUUGAGGGUAGGGUGCCUGAAAGGUCUUUCCCUGACGGUGAGGAAAAGGUCAUUCAGGCACCCUACUUGUGGGCGCUAAGCCGUGCUCCCUGCUGGAUAGCAGAAAGAGUCAUUUCCAAUGGCCGCGAGAUCGGGCUACAGGUGGCAGCACCGUCGCCGCGUUAAUGUGGGUGGGCGAUCGGCGGCGCGCAUUGAAAUAUACUCG